CGUCAAUUUCACUACCACCUGUUUUGGAAAGGAAAGAGUCAUUUUAACUCGUCUUACCUGGAAGUUAGGGACACGGACCCAUGAUUUACAGCGUAUACAUGACUUUAUCGGACCUGUAACUGUGAAUAUACCGUAUUUUCAGUUUAGAUUCAGCAGUAUAUUGAGCUGCCGGCAAUAACUGAGCACUUGAGUGAGUUAACAAGGGGAUUGCCCCCGUUCAGCUGUCUGAAAAAAUUGGUGAAAUUCCCAAGUUGCACAAAAGUUCCCUACGAGAGUAAAGGCACAAAGUUAUAGAAAAGCUGCUCCCGACAACAUGAUACAAUGUUACAGUUUUCCCUUGUCGCCAGAGAUCUGAGACAAUUUAUUUUAGGAGUUGAGAUGUGAGAGGGAAAAUUCACUUUAAAAGGUUUCAAUACUUUGAGAUCUGUAGACUAGUUCAUGUGGACAGAAUCAUUCUAAGGACAAAGUAUAAGCUGUGCAGGAUACAGAAGGCAGGUGUUUGAAUUAAUUACCUGGCCAAAGGUCAAGAAAAACACACCUUUAAGGUUGUAAACCAGGUCAAUUGUAAUAUGGAUAUACUACUGGAUAAAUGAACAAAUUUGCCAAUUAUAAACCUCAACAAAUAACAGAAACAAGUGAAACGCGGCCAUACGAACUGUUGCUAGGAUAAAAACAGUAAUGAAUCCUGGGACAGGUUUGAUCGAUGACCUUGCCAGCCUCAAUGAAUUGGAUGAGAGAAUCCUAUUGGCUGAGCUGAGGAUACGCUACAGCAGAGGCGUUAUAUAUACCUAUGUUGGAGACAUCCUGAUUGCGGUGAAUCCUUACAAGGCGCUUCCAAUCUACACCCCACAGAUCUCAGAAAAAUACUGUGACAUAAAGGUACGGUCUCAGCAUCCACCACAUAUCUACGCCAUUGCUGACAAGGCAUUCCAGCAGAUGAUACGCUCAGGAAAUGACCAGUGUUGUGUGGUCAGUGGAGAGUCUGGUGCAGGUAAGACAGAGAGCACCAAACUUAUGGUAAAACACAUCAUACAGCUUUGUAAGAACUGUGGCAGUAAUCUCCAUGAGCGAAUAGUAGAGGUUAACCCACUGUUGGAAGCAUUUGGCAAUGCCAGAACUACAGUAAACAACAAUUCCAGCCGGUUUGGAAAGUUUAUAGAGUUGUUCUUCACCCGAGAUGGAAGGGUGGUCGGAGCUCAAAUUGAUGACUAUCUCCUGGAGAAGUCCAGAGUGGUUAGCCAGGGAGUUGGAGAGAAGAACUUCCAUAUCUUCUAUUACAUGUUUGCUGGGCUUGACAGAGAAGAAUUGAAGAACUAUCUCCUGGAUAAACCUGAAAAACACAGAAUAUUGUCUCCUGUUGAUGGCAGUGCCCUCUACUGGAGUGAUGCACACUACAAAUACUGUGUGGAUAUGCUGGAACACCUUAAACUUAUCAUGCAACUUGUGGGCUUCCAAUCUGAGGUCAAACCUAGCCAAACCAAAAAGGACAUAGACAUGGUGUUUGCUCUACUUGCUGCAGUCCUUCACUUGGGAGAUAUACAAUUUGCCCAAGACCCAGAUACUGAUGGUGUAUACAUUGUAGAUGAAGUUAUACUGGACAUAGUGGCUCAACUUCUUGGCGUGAACCCAGAAGAACUGGCAUCAGUGCUGAUCUCCAAGGUGUCCUGGCUCAGGGGAGAGAAAAUAGUUAGUCUCAAAAAUCUAGAACAAGCAAGUGAUGGCCGUGACGCCCUUGCCAAGGCUCUGUAUGCCCGCCUCUUUGGUUGGAUUGUACGCCAAAUUAAUGUCCUUCUGAAACCAGGUCCUGAUUACAAGUCCAGCCCAGGUCCCAAAAUUGGAAUUCUCGACAUUGCAGGGUUUGAGAACUUUGAGUCAAACAGUUUUGAGCAACUGUGUAUAAAUGUAGCAAACGAACAGUUGCAGUAUUACUUCAACCAGCACAUCUUCGCCUGGGAGUUAGAAGAGUACGAUAAGGAGGGGCUAAAAGAGAUUAACAUAGAGUUUACCAAUAAUUGGCCUUUGCUGGAGCUUUUUCUAGAGAAGCCUGUGGGUAUUUUCUCCUUGCUGGAUGAGGAGACAAAGUUCCCGCGUGCCACAGACUCCAGUUUUGUUGACAAAAUCGUACAACAUCACACGAAAAAUCCUCACUUGGUGCGGUCACUUAGCAACAGGGUCCCUGCGUUUGGGGUGAUACAUUAUGCUGGCCAGGUCAUCUAUAAUGCGGAGGGCUUCCUGGAGAAGAAUCGUGAUACUCUUAGUCCCAAUAUCCUAGAAUGCAUGAAGAACAGUGACUCCCAGAUUAUCUGUGAUCUUUUUACUGCCCAAGUGGCUGAUACAGGAACACUGCUGAUAAACUCUAAAACCCCAAUCCGAAGUAGAAAGUCCAUUUUACGUUGUCGGGCACCAGAUGUCAGCAGACGUACCAAGAGUCUUUCAAGACAAGCUGGCAAGGCGUUGAAGGAGCGAUACCAAGCAAGACGAACUGUUGAGCAAGAGUCCCUUAAUCAGAAGACUGCUGGAGCAAAAUUUCAGACUUCAUUGACAGAUCUCAUGAGCAAGCUACUGGAAGCAGAACCACAAUUUGUAAGAUGUAUUAAGCCCAAUAACUACAAACAAGCUGAUAACUUUGAGCCUCGCAUGGUUCUGGAACAACUCCGCUACACUGGCGUCCUGGAAACCACCAGGAUCAGGCACAUUGGGUUUCCCACGAGAUUGCCUUUUCAUACCUUCUUAGACAGGUAUAAGAUGAUUGCCUUUCCACUGACUGCCAAGGUGGAUCCCAUACCAUUGCAUUGUUAUCAGGUGCUGCAGGCAGCCAACAUACAUGGAUGGGAGAUAGGGAUGCACAAGGUAUUCUUGAAAUACUGGCACACAGAACAGCUGAAUCUCCACAUGGACAUCAUACAGGCCAAAGUUCUUCGCGUGCAGAGUUAUGUCCGCGGGUUUCUCACCAGAAAGAAGUUCCGCGCCAAGAAAGAAAAGCUCGUGAAAGAGAGGUCCCUCCUCAGUGCCUUUGUGGCUAUUCUCACCCAGCAGGCGGAGAGGACGUAUCAUCUUGUACAGCUUCAACAAGAACACGACAAGAUAAGACAGGAAAGAAAGGUCGAGGAGGAAAGAAAAGCCAGAGAAAAGAAAAAAGAAGAGGAGAGAAAACUCACUGCUGCAUUGGCCGCAGCUGCACUUGAGGCUGAACAGGAACAGAAACGGAGAGAAGAACAACAAAAACUGAAAGAAAAACAACAGUUGGAGGAGAAACUGAAGGAACAACAACAGCAACAACAAAAACAAUUGCAACAGAAAAACAUGUAUUCUGCUGCGGACCCAUAUUAUUCUCAUCAGCGCAAUUUCAGUCCCGCUAAUUACGACGCAUUUCCUCCGGCAGACUAUGAAAACGAAGAUGAUGUGAUCCCAAGAGGACAUCAACACAAUUAUCACCACAGAGACAUUCAUAGAAAUGAACCGGAUUAUUAUCAAAAUGGCCACCCUGUUUCCAACCAUCGAAAUAUUUCCGCACCUCCUCAGAGAGAUCCCCAUAGAGAUCACAGACAUCAAAAUGGCCACAAUGCAGACUUUGAGAGGCCCCAACAGGCUAAUUUGGUUGUGAAUGAACAUGGAUAUUUAGUGGAGAGGAGCGUUAGUCCCCAGAGGGAGCCCCAGGGUUAUAUUUCUCACCACCAGAGUGCAGCACCAGUGCAUCCCAUGUCUAAUGGCAGGAAUGCCCAUGAAGCAAGGUACAAUAAUAUGCCUGAUGUGGUCCAGCCCAUGUCGCGGCGGUCAAGACUGGGGUCUGAGGAGGACCUUGACCAGACGUUCGGCCAAGCCCCACAGCCAAGAAGAGGCUUAAGAAGGACCCCUGCUGGAAAGCUUGUGGAUAAGAGAAAUAUGUAUCCCAGUGUGAAGUCUUCAGUAAAAGCACCUUCAGAAUUUGCUGUCAGCGAUGCUGGUCAUUACAGACGGCCAUUGUCACGGAAAGUUGACAAAGAUGUUUUGUACCAGCAAAUAGUUGAAGAUUCCCUACAGAAGCGAUCCUCGCUCGAGCCAGAUAUAUGGUGCAAGCUUGUCUACAUGGAAAGAGAGCAAGGGAUCGCAAAAUUCUACGUCAGGGAGCCACAGUUUACGGUAGAUGGCUCGGAUCAUGAGUACGACGGACAGAAGUUGGGCCUGGCUGUGUUUGAGAACCCAUUCCGAGAUGAUAAGACUGCCAAAGUUCGAGAGCACAUAGGAAAGGGUGUUUUGAUAAAACGUGACAAAGAGGGAAAUAUCUGGGCCAUCCGAUUGGGUAAAAAUGAUGUCAUCGUCAAGGGUUACAAUGACCCCAGCAGCUGUAGCGUAUCGGCAGACGUCAUCAGAAACAUGGGCAGACUGCCAGCAGAGAAGACCAUUAAGGUAUUUGACAUGGGAGAAUUCAAAAGCCUUAUAGCUUUAGAACUGCGUAACAGACACCCAAACUUGGAGCGGUUACGGACAAACUGCAUUGUGGCCUUAAGUUUUGUCCGUAACACAUUAGAUGACAUGGACACGCCCUGUUGGAUCAUCAUUAUUAAUUAUGUAGCACUUAACGCUCUAGAUGAUGAGCAUGUUUUACAUUCCAUUGAGUCUUCCCUAAGUGAACUUAUGCAGGAUCAACAAGGCAAGGAGGGCGGGAAAGUUGUUAAUAGACAGUGGUCUAAGAAUAAUUUACGGCAUGACCUUCAGCAGGCAGAGAGGGAGCCUCCUGGUCGAAAAAACAGGAUCGAACUUCGCAAACAGAAAAAGCCUAUCACAGACUUCAGCUGGUUACAAGAACCUGUAGCUAGCCCAGCAUUACAGUUGCUAGAACUCCGUAACCAGGGUGAUAAAAACGAUGAGUCAGAAUUAUAUUCUGAUGAUGAGGAUUAUGAAGAAAUAUCGGAUUCUGAAAACUCGCCAAGCUCCCCAACCCGAAGUCGAUGGGCAAAAAUUGAGGUACUGAAGAAAGAAAAAGCCAAGGAAGAAUCCAAGCCGUCUGCAGGCCAGAGUGAGCAGCCAAUGAGAAAGAAGAACAAAUCGGGUGCAGCAUAGAUUUAUUUCCAUGAGGUCACCAUGGCAACAAAAUUUCAAAAUGUUAAGCUCAGUGUGGAACUUUUAAUUGUCUGAAUUGCUCACCUUCCUAUCAAGGUAAUGGUAAUGACUUGGGUUUUUUCAAUGGGAAAUAUUAUGUGAUAAUAUGAUCAAAUUGAAUCUUUCAGAUAUGUAAUUUCAGAAUCAUUAUAAAUUUACAUUUCUGUAUUGUAAUUGUGGUGCUCUUACUGAUUAGAAUAAUAGAAUAUAAGAUUGACUGCUUAUCAAUUUUGAUGCUUCCACUCCUAAGGAAUGUGCUAAUUUUCAGGUUUAUGACAUAAGCACUUACAGUAUCUGUAAAAUUAACAAUUUUACCCUUUGAAAAGAUCACAUCAACACCAUACCUGAAUUUUGAUAACUGCUGACAAAACCUUUACAAAAAUUGGAUAAUUUGGUUAUUCUUUUUCAAAAAUGAU
This is a messenger RNA of Lingula anatina, 5495 nucleotides long. Its product is annotated as myosin-IIIb. The record is from RefSeq and is a predicted model, not a curated record. Gene Ontology annotation, biological process: regulation of actin filament length; peptidyl-serine phosphorylation; regulation of DNA-templated transcription. Gene Ontology annotation, molecular function: ATP binding; microfilament motor activity; protein serine/threonine kinase activity. Lineage: Eukaryota; Metazoa; Brachiopoda; Lingulata; Lingulida; Lingulidae. Gene Ontology annotation, cellular component: myosin complex.